Messenger RNA from Mauremys reevesii (Reeves's turtle), 2378 nucleotides. RefSeq lists its product as uncharacterized. Gene Ontology annotation, biological process: negative regulation of T cell proliferation; cell surface receptor signaling pathway; positive regulation of T cell proliferation. The coding region runs from base 59 to 1288 and encodes 409 amino acids. Gene Ontology annotation, cellular component: external side of plasma membrane. The record is from RefSeq and is a predicted model, not a curated record. The transcript has 8 exons. NCBI's taxonomy places the organism in Eukaryota, Metazoa, Chordata, Testudines, Geoemydidae.
GACGGGACCCAGGGACGGCAUGUAACGGCUGUUCUGGAGCGAGCAGCCCGGGCACUUGAUGGAAACUCUUGUGGCUGGCGAGGGGGAGGCGCCUGCUCAGAUACCAGGCAGCCAGGAGGUCACUGGGCCUGUGGGCAGCUACAGACUGAUCCAUGGAUGGACGGACAGAGGGCCCUACCACAGACAGAUGGAUGGAGUGGUGGAAUGGAUGGAGCGAUGGGUGGACGGAUGGAAGGAAGACUUUCUCCACAUACAGAUGCAUGGUUGGUUGGCUGGCUGGAUAGACAGAGGACCCUACCACAGACAGAUGGACAGAGCAAAGGAUGGAUGGAUGCAGACAGGGCCUUCUCCGCAUACAGAUGGCCGGGAUGAAUUUCUGACAGACAGACCAAAGGCGCUGAGGACGGAUCGAUCCAUCCAUCCUGCCCCGUUCCACCCUCUUCCAUCCACCUCCUCCUGCCAACUGACGUUUCCGGAGGAUGCUGAGGCUGAGCUGAGCGGGCCCUGCGGAGCCGCCCAGAGAGCAGGGACAAUGGAGCAGCUGCAAGCCCUGAGCCCCGUCCUCUGCAUUGUCCUCCUCAUCCCUACCUGGACAGCAGCUGUCGCAGAAAUUCCAGUUGGUUGCAAGAGAGAGCCGAACCCAAAUGUGGGAGCAUCCGGCCAGAAACCAGACGGUCUGCGAGUUUCUCAGGAGCCCAAGUCCCUCAACGCCACAGCUGGGGAGAACGUGACCCUGAGCUGCACCUUCCAGAACACAAAUGGCAGCAGAGCCAAGGUGCUUUGGUUCAGGGGCUCUGGAGAAGACGUGGUGCUGGAUGCUAACCACCCCUUCUACCAGGGGCGACUCCAUGUGUCCAGGCUGGAUGAGAUCAAAAAGGGAAACGCGACACUGACCCUGUCUAAACUGGACAAGAGAGACUCUGGCCUCUAUCAGUGCUGCAUCGAAAUCCACAAGACAACAGGGAUGGGAGGAGGCACCAAUCUAACAGUGAUGAGGAGAAACCAGAGUGUGACUGAGGACAGAAAGGAAUCGAAGCAGGACACCAGCACAGAACUCACCCUCUACAGAGCCACGAUUGCUCUGGCAGGCGUCAGCAUCAUCAUCUUAGUUACCGCCCUCCUGCUGCGCAGACGCACAGCAGCCUCCCCAGACACCCAGCAGCAGCAGCCGGCAAAGGGGCACAGCAGAGCUGGUGGUAACGCGAGCAAGGAUCUGCACUACGCCGAGAUCACUUUCAAGGCUCCGGCUCACACAGAAUACGCCUCCGUCCGGACCCAGCGGCUCUGAAGAGUCAGCUCUGACUGUGAAGCAAAGGGAGAUGCAGGGAAUGGCAGGAGAUCCCUUCAUCACACAACCUUGGCGGCAUCUCCCCGGGUUAGUGCUCAGUCAACAGGCUGAGCCUUUUACUUCUGGACAGUUACUUACAGAUGACCGUAGUGAUAGAUGUGUGAGGCUGUGGGCCAGAUCCCCAGCUGGUGUGAAUUGGUGUCACUCCUCUCAGCAAGAGGGGAGGUACAGUUCAGCCCAGGAACCUGGCCCACAGAAAACCUCCAAGUGGUGCCCAUGGGAGUUGUAAUUCAGGUACCACAUUCUCUAUGGGGCAGGCUCCUUGGAAGAACUACAUCUCCCAUGAUGCACCAUGUUCUCUUCUCCGGAUGAGGGGUGGGUGUUAUAGGAGUCCCUAGCAGGGAUGCGUCAUAGAAGAUACACUCUGGCCCAAAGAGACCGAGGCCCUGGAAUGACAACUCCUCCACGGCCCUGCUUUGAAUCAAAACAAUUCGGUUUUUGAGAUUUCACCCCAACAUUGAAAUUCUCUGCAGAAAAUAAUCAAUGAUAGUGUAAAAUAUAUUUGUUGAAAUUUUCCAUGGGGGGAAAAAAAAAUCCUUUUCUCCAGCCAACUCUAAAUCUGAGAUUACAUUUUUUCCCCCUGCUGCCUCUUUCUUGAAAGAAUAAAACUGACCAAUAGAAAGAUGUUUCUAGGUCACAACCAACUUGAUGGCUUCUGCUGGGUGUUAGUACAGCCACGUAGUGGGCUGUGAGUGAAUGAGUUUCUGUGUCUUUAUCAAACAGAAAAUCAAACAGACCGAGAGUAAGAGGUCAGAGUUUGUGAACAAAGCAGAGGAAGCAGCAGCAGCAAGAAAAGGCAUCUGGCCCGUUUUGUUGACUUUACAAAAAAAUAAAAAAGAAAGGUCUGGACACUGAUCUCAGUGACCCUGAGCUAAAUCCAGAUGUCAAUGGAGCCAGGGCCUGGUUCUGCCCUCACUGAAUCCAGAGUGACACCACCUGAGUCAGGGAGACAUGGGGUAAAUUUGGAAUGUAACAGAGAGUCAGGGCUGGAGUCUGAUCUUAGAGUAAUUAGGAAAUCCAGAUUGCUUUG